AAACAUUUGAUUCAGUGCAUGGAAGUGAACCUGAAGUGAACCAGCAGCACGAUUCGUUCAUUUCAAAGAUUCGUUUAAAAACACUGAAUCGUUAACAGCACAACUGUGAUCCAUUUCGAGACGUUUAUCUAAGGUUACAUGGAAUGGAUACAGUCUUGGAUACCGUUUUUGCGAAAAAUAAAUAAAUAAAUUGAUGUUCAAAACAGAUCGCAUGAGCCUCGUCGAUGGAAACUUUUUAAUCACGGACUGUGUUUCUGGUUUGGGUACUUUGUGCUGUCCCAGCUAAUGUAGUUGCAGCGGUCAACUAUAAGAUUUAUGUUAUCAGAGCUGCCAUUUAACAUGUUUUAAAGGAUCUGUUUCCAUACGCUGGCAGCAUCACGUGCAAACCUGCCAACGCCUUUGCUCUCUUUGGCUUCGUUAUUCUCCAAACUCUAGGAUAAUUACAACCGCGUUCAGUUUUAAAGGUUUUUUAAAUUAAUUGUUUUAUAAACGUUUUGGAAAAUGGGUUGCACUUUAAGUGCUGAAGAUAAAGAAGCGAUGGAGAGGAGUAAGAUGAUUGAUCGGAACCUUCAAAAGGACGGAGAGAAAGCAUCCAGAGAAGUCAAACUACUGCUGCUCGGUGCUGGGGAAUCAGGGAAGAGUACAAUAGUUAAGCAAAUGAAGAUCAUUCAUGAAGAUGGUUACUCAGAUGAGGAGUGCAAGCAGUAUAAAGUCGUGGUUUACAGCAACACUAUCCAGUCCAUCAUCGCCAUUAUCAGGGCCAUGGGCCGUUUGAAGAUCGACUUUGGGGACUCUGCAAGAGCGGAUGACGCUCGUCAGCUUUUCGUGCUCGCGGGCACUGCAGAGGAAGGGGUCAUGACCUCUGAGCUCUCUGGGGUCAUCCGCCAGCUUUGGAAGGAUGAAGGAGUCCAGACGUGUUUCCUCAGAUCACGGGAGUAUCAACUCAAUGAUUCAGCAGCAUACUAUCUGAAUGACCUGGAUAGGAUAUCCCAGCCCACCUACAUGCCCACUCAACAAGAUGUGCUUAGAACUCGGGUCAAGACCACUGGCAUUGUAGAAACACACUUCACCUUCAAAGAGCUCUACUUCAAGAUGUUUGAUGUUGGAGGUCAGCGUUCAGAGCGGAAAAAAUGGAUUCAUUGUUUUGAAGGCGUCACUGCCAUUAUCUUCUGUGUGGCGCUCAGCGACUAUGACCUGGUCCUAGCUGAAGAUGAAGAGAUGAACCGAAUGCAUGAGAGCAUGAAGCUUUUUGACAGCAUCUGCAACAAUAAGUGGUUCACAGACACAUCCAUCAUCCUCUUCCUCAAUAAGAAGGAUCUGUUCGAAGAGAAGAUCAAGAAAAGUCCACUCACGAUAUGCUACCCAGAAUACUCUGGAACGUAUGCAUAUGAGGAAGCCGCGGCCUACAUCCAGUGCCAGUUUGAGGAUCUGAACAAAAGAAAGGACACUAAGGAGAUCUACACACACUUCACCUGUGCCACAGACACCAAGAACGUACAGUUUGUGUUUGAUUCAGUCACUGAUGUCAUCAUCAAGAAUAACCUCAUAGAGUGUGGCCUCUAUUGAAGCAUCAUCUGUGUGCUAAGUUGUUUAUGGAAAAUUUCUGAACUUCACUGGCUGGUUGUUCCUGGUUUUAUCCGAGCAAGAGAGACUGCCACCCCGCUGCUUGCACCCUUCACGCUAAAUGCGGUACCCAUGACCAUGAACAGGAUUUUUUAAAACAUUUUAUUUCUCUUUAUUCUUUUAUUCAUAAUGACAGUCUGUGAUGGUCAUUAUUUCUUUGCCACUUCCUUUUAGUCUUAUUUUAUUUCCAAUAUUCCUCUAUAGGUAUUACAUGAAACACUACUAUGCAUAGAUCAAAAUACAAAAUUGACGAUAUUAUGUGUGACUAUAUGCCAACCCCCAUUAGAUCAAAUAUCUUUAAGAUUUCAAUAAUAGUCAUAUUAAUAACAGUGUAUCAGUUCUUAUGGGAAAGAAAGUUUUUCAUAGUGAUUAUUUGCUAAUUUAUUACUUAUUUAGGUCUGUCUUUAAGACUUUAUUUGCAAACAGCAGAAUUUCUAAGAAUUAAGUUGCUAUGAUGAGUGAAACGUUAUGUUAUUGUUGUAACUAGUAAUUCACAGCCUAAACCCCAAACACACAGCUACAGGAUAAUUUUUUUAAACUAAUUAUUGUACAUGAAUCACUUAAUAUAACACGCUUUAUAUAACACACUAUUUUUGUAUUUCUUGAGAACCUGUAAAGGUGUGAACAAAUACUUUUCUCACAGAUGCAUUUCUGAAUGGGGCUAAAAUUAUGACCCUCUGUUUGGUCAAGCACUUGGGAACAAAUGCCACGAAAACAGAGCAUGAUGGCCGGAUUAUUUACAUUCAUGUCUUGGAGUACAGCCUUUUCUAAGACUUGUUUAAUGUGCUUUUGUUUAAUCCUGUGGAUUUUAGUAUUUUUUUAAACAAACUGACACAAUGUGAUCUGGUUUGUAAUACCUGUGUUGAAUAUGAAAAGGGUUUCCAUUGAUUUAAGACUAAUGUCUUUAACAUCUUGAACAUGCCAAAUAGUCACUAAAAUAUUCGCAAGACAGCCAUUAUCCAUAUAUUUCCAACACUGGUACUUUGAUGUACUCAAUGAAUUAGUUGGAAUUCAUUCAACAAUCUGUGAUUUCCUGUUUAUAUCCCUACUUUAUUUGAAUUAUUUUUAACAUAAAAAGUGCAAAUGAACAACUAAUGGUAAUGAUCGCACUGAAUCACUAAUAUGCUAUAAACUUGGUUUUAGUUUCUUAACACAUUGGGAAUUAUUUUAAAAUGUUUUGGCUUAAAGGUUGUUUCUCAUUAUGUCACCAAUUGCUGCAGUUUUAAAAAAAUACUUAUGCAAACCUUUAAGUAAACCCAUAUACAUAAUCAUGAUCAGAAAUUAACUUUAACAGCCAUCAGUUGAAAAUAAUCUAUUUUUUAAAACAAUAGAUCAAAGAAUAUUUGAUCAUUUUAGUCUUCAAACGGCGAAGACAACUAUACAGAUUUUUUUACACUAAGAAUUAUACCUAAAUGUAUUUUACCAUUUGUCUUAUUUUAAUGAGACCGUGUAUCUGAUUUAAUAUUGUGCAAUUGCCAAUUUUGGCUCUUUUAUUUCCUACUAUUCCAGUUGUUGUUUUUUUUCUGAUUGUGCCUGUGGCUCUGAAUGUGUAUUUAUGUGUAGUGUCACGAUUGCUGGAUAUCUUUACUAAUUUUAGCUGUUUUUUUUUUUAUUAUUAUAUAAUGCUCUUAGCAAAAAGAGUGUUUUGUAUUGUGGUUCAUUCAAAAUUAGAUCUGACAUGGGGUCAGUGUUUGAAAAUCCCAAUUAAUACAAUGUAAGGGGUCUCUUUCGUGAAAAUGCACAAUUACUAUGGCGCUAAUAGCCAGACAAUUACAGCACAUAGUAAUCUGACACCAACAACCAGUGGAAUUGAUGCAAGUCUUUAUUUCAUGUGCCUACAUUUACAUUCCAGAACAUCUCCACAAAUGCAGACCUCAGGUUUAAAAUAAAGCAACAGGCCAUUCUAGAAUUUUCACAUGUUACUGUAAUACUGUAUCAUAAAUAUAUAUAUUUAUGUCUCCAUAUAUAUUUUAUAUAGAAUCUUCUUGAAACAGAAUUUUUGUUUGCCUACUCUUAUUUACAUAACAUAAUGCCCUACUAUGUUUGGGGCUGAAAAAGGAACAUCUUUCACAUAUUGCGUUAGCUGGUUAAAUUUAAACAAUCAGGUCUUGAUGGUAUGCAGGUUUUUCCUUUCUCAAAGGAGACCAGACACUGCGCAGCAUUGUACGUGUUUCUAAUUGUUAUCAUGGGAAUCUGAUGUCCCACUAUAAUGUCUUUAUUACAGCAAAAUUCAAUUGCAUUAAAUUUACUUUUCUUUUUCUGGAAA
This is a messenger RNA of Pimephales promelas (fathead minnow), 3889 nucleotides long. It is a transcript of the gene gnai3, whose product is annotated as guanine nucleotide binding protein (G protein), alpha inhibiting activity polypeptide 3. NCBI's taxonomy places the organism in Eukaryota, Metazoa, Chordata, Actinopteri, Cypriniformes, Leuciscidae. The record is from RefSeq and is a predicted model, not a curated record. Gene Ontology annotation, molecular function: G-protein beta/gamma-subunit complex binding; GTPase activity; GTP binding. Gene Ontology annotation, biological process: G protein-coupled dopamine receptor signaling pathway; adenylate cyclase-modulating G protein-coupled receptor signaling pathway. Gene Ontology annotation, cellular component: cytoplasm; heterotrimeric G-protein complex.